AUGAGGUUGAACCCUCUUGUAUUUACUGGUGUCAAGGUUGAGGAGGAUCCUCAAGCUUUUGUGGAUGACAUAGAAAAAAUCUUAUGUGUUAUGCAAGCUACUAACGUAAAGGGUGUGGAAUUUGCUGCUUAUCAACUAAAAGAUGUAGCAUACCAAUGGCGUGAGGAAUAUGAGUGGACUAAGGGUGAUUAUGCUGAGUCAGCCCUAUGGGAUAAUUUCUCUAGUGUUUUUUUGGAUCGCUUCUUUUCUCAGGAGUUGAGUAAAACAAAGGCGGAAGAAUUCUAUGGUCAAUUAUAUCGGGGUUACUGUGAUGAAGGGAAGGACAAGUGCUUCAACUGUGGUCAGGUAGGGCAUAUUCUUAGAAAGUAUCUUGUUGGUAAGCUUUCCUCUGGGGCAAACAAGGUUCCUAUUGUCUCCUCUUCAACUCUGGCACUGAAGGGUGAAUUAUCUAGUUUCGACACUAGUUGUAACUAUCUAUAUGCUUUCACUACUCACCACGAGUCUGAGGUAUUUCCUGAUGUUGUGACUAGUAUGUUGAAUUUCUUUUCCUGUGAGGAGGUGGCGCAGUUGUCCUUGGGUGAUGAAGUAAAAGAGAAGCAAGUGUUGGAUCCUAUAUUGAUGAGGAUCAAGAAGGAUAUAGAUGGGUAG
Molecule: messenger RNA, 648 nt
Organism: Capsicum annuum
Lineage: Eukaryota; Viridiplantae; Streptophyta; Magnoliopsida; Solanales; Solanaceae
Exons: 3
Coding region: 1-648 (215 amino acids)
Molecular function (GO): nucleic acid binding; zinc ion binding
Source: RefSeq, a predicted model, not a curated record